GAAGCGUGGUUCAAUCGUGAACACAGCAUCCUGUGCGGGCUUGGGCUGCCCCACCUCCAUGCCAGCCUAUGGCACCAGCAAGGCAGCAGUGAUGCACCUCACCAAGAUCUCGGCCUUGGACCUGGCGCCCAGCAACGUGCGCGUGAACUCCGUGAGUCCGGCCUUUAUUGGACCGGAGGAUGGCUUUAUGUGGCGCAGACAGGUGGAACUUCAGGCAAAAGCCAAUCCAACCAACGCUCCGGAGCGGUACUAUUCCAAUGAUCCAGACGAAGUGGCAAAGCAGAUGUUGGUGCGGCCCACACCUUUUGAUCAGACCUCUUUCGCCAUGCGAGAUGAAGUAGUAUGAAGUCGAUGUCCCAUCGGACUUUUCUAGGCUGCACCCUAGCGCCGAGUUGUUUGAUCAGCCAACUGUUCCCUUCCUGUUUCACCCUUUGGCGCCGAUGUCCCAGGAGUCCGUUCCUUUGCGACGCUUGGGCACUCCUGAGGAGGUGGUGCAGAGCGUGAUGUUCCUCUUGAGCGAGGAGUCCUCAUAUAUCACCGGCAUCGAUAUCAACAUCUCUGGUGGGAAUGUGUUGGGCGGAGCUCGUGGCUGAGAAGUGCGCUUCUCGUACUUGCCCAGAUGUACAGGCGAAGCGCACGAUCUUUUGAUGGUGGGAGUCAGUCUCCCACAGUAGCUCGUUGGAUCUUUGCAAGGGAUACUCUUGAAGAUAAUUGCUCAGUGCAAAGUCUUUUGCAAAGACAACCCGGCGAGCAACGCCUGCAAUUUCGCCGGAGAAACUGGAUUGAACAUUGCGUUGAUUCCUCAGGGUCCUGCACCCAGUCCUAUAACGAUGAGAUGUCAUCUUUGCAAAGGGCUGAUUGUAGUCAUCCAUGUGUGAAA
This is a messenger RNA of Durusdinium trenchii, 880 nucleotides long. Lineage: Eukaryota; Dinophyceae; Suessiales; Symbiodiniaceae. The record is from the annotation of a GenBank genome assembly.